Molecule: messenger RNA, 1025 nt
Organism: Choloepus didactylus (southern two-toed sloth)
Lineage: Eukaryota; Metazoa; Chordata; Mammalia; Pilosa; Megalonychidae
Gene: RAB11A
Product: RAB11A, member RAS oncogene family
Exons: 5
Coding region: 126-776 (216 amino acids)
Biological process (GO): melanosome transport; neurotransmitter receptor transport, endosome to postsynaptic membrane; exocytosis
Cellular component (GO): transport vesicle; postsynaptic recycling endosome; axon
Molecular function (GO): GTP binding; GTPase activity
Source: RefSeq, a predicted model, not a curated record
CGGCAGGGAGGGGCUCUUUACCGGGUCCGGCAUCUGAAGCUCCGAGCUCGGGUUACCCCUGCAGCGACGCCCCCUGGUCCCACCGAUACCACUGCUGCUCCCGCCCCUUCGUCCUCGGCCGCGCAAUGGGCACCCGCGACGACGAGUACGACUACCUCUUCAAAGUUGUCCUUAUUGGAGAUUCUGGUGUUGGGAAGAGUAAUCUCUUGUCUCGAUUCACUCGAAAUGAGUUUAAUCUGGAAAGCAAGAGCACCAUUGGUGUCGAGUUUGCAACAAGAAGCAUCCAGGUUGAUGGGAAAACAAUAAAGGCACAGAUAUGGGACACAGCAGGGCAAGAGCGAUAUCGAGCUAUAACGUCAGCAUACUAUCGUGGAGCUGUAGGUGCCUUAUUGGUUUAUGACAUUGCUAAACAUCUCACAUAUGAAAAUGUUGAGCGAUGGCUGAAAGAACUGAGAGAUCAUGCUGAUAGUAACAUUGUUAUCAUGCUUGUGGGCAAUAAGAGUGACUUACGUCAUCUCAGGGCAGUCCCUACAGAUGAAGCAAGAGCUUUUGCAGAAAAGAAUGGUUUGUCAUUCAUUGAGACAUCUGCCCUAGACUCUACAAAUGUCGAAGCUGCUUUUCAGACAAUCCUGACAGAGAUCUACCGCAUCGUUUCUCAGAAGCAAAUGUCAGACAGACGUGAAAAUGACAUGUCUCCAAGCAACAAUGUGGUUCCUAUUCAUGUUCCACCAACCACUGAAAACAAGCCAAAGGUGCAGUGCUGUCAGAACAUAUAAGGCGUUUCUCUUCUCCCCUAGAAGGCUGUGUAUAGUCCAUUUCCCAGGUCUGAGAUUUAAAUAUAUUUGUAAUUCUUGUGGUCACCUUUGUGUUUUAUUAUUUCCUCAUAUUUGCAAAUUUUUCCAUGUCUUAAGUCUUUUGAUUUCAGCUUUAUAAAAUCAUCUACUUGUCCCAAAUGACUGCAGCUUUCUUUCAUGCUAUGGCCUCACUAGCCUUAGUUUAAUAAACUGAAUGUUUGGAUUCCUCAA